AUGUGCAUCACCCUUCCCGUUUGGACCCACGCUCCUGCCCCACUCCUGGAGCCCCUGCUUGCCGAUGUGGAUUGUCGGCAAGGCACAGUAUUCAUGUCCUGCUGUGAUCCAGCUCUACUGCCGCCAGAGAGCCCAUCAGUCAAUUCCUUUAGCAGGACACUCCAUCUGGGAGACACUACGCCAGCGAGGAUGGUUGCCAUCUCCUUCCAUUAUCGAGGGGAACCUCUGGGCAAACAUUUUUUCUCCUGUGACCAUGGUCAAAGAGUGAAUCGUCUAAAUGGGGACAAAGGCGGCGAUGGAUACGGGUUCUCCAUCCUGUCCAUCCAGGUUGAGCCGGCCAUUGGACGCUCUGCCCCGACCAUCACAGGAGAGAGAGGACCUGGACCCCGGGGGGAGAGGACCUGGACCCCGGGGGGAGAGGACCUGGACCCCGGGGGGAGAGGACCUGGACCCCGGGGGGAGAGGACCUGGACCCCGGGGGGAGAGGACCUGGACCCCGGGGGGAGAGGACCUGGACCCCGGGGGGAGAGGACCUGGACCCCGUAUAUUUUUCCAGCACUGCUGUUCACACUGAAGUGCCAAUGUGGAUACAACCUCAUGUAUGAAAGUGCCCAUUUUUCCAUCCUGGACAUUCACCACUCAUGGCUGCUCCUGUCACAAACACACUUCAGUUCUAGUACUUUAGCCCUGGCUACAAAGUUGGAAGGGGCUCUUCAGAAGAUCACCCAGGCAUGGAUGUUUGUUGUUUUUCACGCCAUUCUGAGCAAACUACAGGUGAAAAUCCCAGGAGUUUGUAUGGGUACUACUAACAUCAUGUCACUUAUGGGGACAGUGGAUGAACAUUACCAGAUGAUAAAGAAGAUGUUUAGUAACUGUGAAAUUGUUCUUGGAAAUCUGGAAAUUACUUUCCUAGAACACUACCAUGAUGUAUCAUUUCUUGAGGACAUAAAAGAAGUGCGAGGUUACGUUCUGAUCGGUUUAAACAAUAUAAAGACCAUUCCGUUGACCAACCUUCAGGUGAUCCGAGGAAACAUUUUGUUAAGAAAUGCCUCCCUCUCUAUUUUAUCUAAUUUGAAUAGAGAGAACAGAACACAAGGGUUAGAGGAGCUACCAAUGAGACAACUAAAAGAAAUUAUAACGGGUGGCGUUAGAAUAAUCUCAAAUCCUAAACUCUGCCUUCGGAAUACAAUCAAGUGGGAGGACAUUGCUAAACAGGACAGUCCUGAAUGUGACAUGGAAGCUUGCAAUGGAUCAUGCUGGGGACCUGGUCCAGAGAACUGCCAGCUACUUACAAAGCUCAACUGUGCUCAAGAGUGUCCUGGACGGUGCAGGGGACCAAAACCCAGUGAUUGUUGCCAUAGUCAGUGCGCUGCCGGCUGUACAGGACCCAAAGCUUCCGAUUGCCUGGUUUGCCGCAAAUUUCGUGAUGGUGACACAUGCAGGGAGAGCUGUCUUCCACCUUAUUUAUAUAACCCAAACAUACACCAAAUGGAACCCAAUCCUGAAGGAAAGUACAGUUUUGGAUACUCCUGCGUUUCUAAAUGUCCAUACAAUACCUUAGCAACAGAUCUUGGGUCUUGUGUUAAGACAUGCCCAUCCGAUUCAUAUGAGGUGGAGGAAAAUGGAGCCCGCAGAUGUAAAAAGUGUAAUGGACCCUGUGCUAAAGAUGUAAUAUGUGAUGGAAUUGGACAUGGAAAACUACAGUCCUCAAUGUCUAUAGAUGCUACAAAUAUUGAUGAUUUUGAAAACUGCACUAUUGUACAAGGAGACAUAUUAAUCCUAAAUUUUGCAAAAACCGGUGACAUCUUCACCAAUACACCAAAACUAAAUCCAGAAAAGCUGAAAAACUUAAAAACCAUACGGGAAAUUACAGGAUACCUAGUAAUUCAGUGGUGGCCAGAAAUUUAUGCUGACUUAAGUAUUUUUGAAAACCUUGAAAUAAUCAGGGGUAGGACAAAGCAUUCAGGAUAUGUCUCGCUUGCAAUAAUAGGCACAAAAAUAACAUCUCUGGGAUUGCGAUCACUAAAAGAAGUGAGUGAUGGUGAUGUUCGAAUUCAAAGAAAUGAAAAUCUUUGCUUUGUGGAUUCCAUCAACUGGAAGCCUAUGUUUAGAACAAACCGAGCGGAGAUAAUUAAAAACAACAGCCCUCCAGAAGAAUGUGGUAGGUUUACAUUUAUGAUUUAA
This is a messenger RNA of Nanorana parkeri, 2184 nucleotides long. RefSeq names its product epidermal growth factor receptor-like. Gene Ontology annotation, molecular function: epidermal growth factor binding; epidermal growth factor receptor activity. The transcript is spliced from 16 exons. Bases 1 to 2184 code for a protein of 727 amino acids. Gene Ontology annotation, biological process: negative regulation of apoptotic process; cell differentiation; cell surface receptor protein tyrosine kinase signaling pathway. Lineage: Eukaryota; Metazoa; Chordata; Amphibia; Anura; Dicroglossidae. Gene Ontology annotation, cellular component: signaling receptor complex; basal plasma membrane. The record is from RefSeq and is a predicted model, not a curated record.